AAAAAUAGAUAGGAAUAAGACUGAGGAAGAAAGAUUGGAAAACCCUAACUCUAAAAUAUCGCGAUAAAUCAAAUAAACUCUCGCAUCUGCUGCCUCCGCUUCUCUCUCCGUCGAGAAGACCAAUCCUUCUCUCUGCUAACAUACUGGAGAAGAGAACUUCUUUACUUCAUUAUGGUUCGAGAAAAAGAUGUAUGUUGGGAAUAUGCUGAGAAAUUAGACGGAAAUAAGGUAAGAUGCAAAUUUUGCCUGAGAAUUCUUAACGGCGGAAUCAGUAGAUUGAAGCAUCAUCUAUCCCGACUUCCAAGUAAAGGGGUAAAUCCAUGUAGCAAAGUAAGAGAUGAUGUUACCGACAGGGUUAGGGCUAUAAUACAGUCGAAGGAGGAGGUCAAAGAAAUGCCUAGUGCUAAAAAACAGAAGCUGGGAGAAGCCAAACCUCCUGCAAAUAUCCCUGUCAGUAGAGCUCUUAUGACAAUGGAAGCAGCAAACCCGAUUGCAAAAGUCUUCCCGACUGUCACACCAGUGGCCUCGUGCUCUUCAAACAACCAAGAAAAUGCAGAAAGAAGUAUUGCUCUUUUCUUUUUUGAAAAUAAGCUGGACUUUAGUGUUGCCCGGUCUUCGUCAUAUCAGCUAAUGAUUGAUGCAAUAGCAAAGUGUGGUCUGGGGUUUAGUGGUCCAUCUGCGGAAAUGUUGAAGACUACAUGGUUGGAUAGGAUCAAAUCUGAAGUGAGUUUGCAGUCAAAAGAUAUUGAAAAAGAAUGGGCUACCACUGGUUGUACUAUCAUUGCAGACACAUGGACUGAUAAUAAAUCUAGAGCUUUGAUUAACUUCUUGGUCUCUUCACCUUCUAGAACCUUCUUUCAUAAGUCUGUGGACGCAUCCUCCUAUUUCAAGAACACUAAGUGCCUUGCCGAUGUGUUUGAUUCUGUUAUUGCAGACUUUGGUGCAGAUAAUGUUGUUCAGAUAAUCAUGGAUAGUAGUUUCAACUAUACUGGGAUUGCUAGUCAUAUCCUGCAAAACUACGGAACCAUUUUUGUGUCUCCUUGUGCUUCUCAGUGUUUGAAUUCCGUCUUGGAGGAUUUCUCUAGAGUAGAUUGGGUGAACAGAUGUAUCUUACAGGCACAAAUUAUAUCAAAGUUUAUAUACAACAAUGCGUCAAUGCUUGAUCUGAUGAAAAAGUUUACUGGGGGACAUGAACUUAUCAAGACUGGUAUCACCAAGUCUGUGUCCACCUUCCUUACAUUGCAAUCUAUUUUGAAACAAAAAUCACGCCUGAAACAUAUGUUUAACAGUCCUGAGUAUUCUACCAACUCCUCUUAUGCAAAUAAACCUCAGAGCUUAUCUUGUAUUGCAAUUGUUGAGGAUGGAGAUUUCUGGAGGGCAGUGGAAGAGAGUGUGGCCAUUUCUGAACCUUUCCUUAAAGUUUUGAGGGAAGUGUCGGGAGGGAAACCUGUUGUUGGUUCUAUAUACGAGUUAAUGACUAGAGCCAAGGAGUCAAUAAGGACGUACUACAUAAUGGACGAGAAUAAAUGCAAGACUUUUCUCGAUAUUGUGGACAGGAAGUGGCGGGAUCAACUCCAUUCUCCUCUACAUGCAGCCGCAGCAUUUUUAAAUCCUAGCAUACAGUAUAAUCCAGAGAUAAAAUUCCUUGGAUCGAUAAAAGAAGACUUUAUUAAUGUCCUCGAGAAAUUACUUCCAACACCUGAUAUGAGACGUGACCUCACCAAUCAAAUUAUAACCUUUACGAGGGCUAAUGGGAUGUUUGGUUGUAAUUUGGCAAUUGAGGCACGAGAUACAGUUUCACCUGGACUUUGGUGGGAACAAUAUGGAGACUCCUCACCAGCAUUGCAAAGAGUUGCCAUUAGAAUACUGAGUCAAGUUUGCAGUAGUUUCACUUUUGAGAGGCACUGGAGCACAUUUCAACAGAUUCACUCUGAAAAGCGCAAUAAGAUUGAUAAAGAGACGUUGAAUGACCUUGUCUAUAUACAUUACAAUCUCAAAUUAUCAAGGCAACUGAGAACUAAGUGUUUAGAAGCUGAUCCCAUUCAAUUUGAUGAUAUUGAUAUGACUUCAGAUUGGGUUGAGGAGAAUGAUACCCCAAGCCCUACUCAGUGGCUUGACCGGUUUGGUUCUGCUUUGGAUGGGAACGACUUGAAUACAAGACAGUUCAGUGCUGCUAUAUUUGGUGCAAGUGACCAUAUAUUUGGUUUGUGAUUGUGUAAGUGCAGCCUUCCUUAUCGGGCAACUUUUUAAACAAUGCCUUGUAAUUACAGUAGGAAAGAUAGACCUUACUCUGUUGUAUUUAUCGAUUAAAUAUACAAGUGGCUAUAUGCUUUACCUGAUGCUUGUGCUUGUCAUGAACAUUUGGCUUCAGAUAGGGUUUUCAUUUCAUUUUUUAUGAAGGAAGAACAUCAACAACAUUAUGCUUUC
This is a messenger RNA of Tripterygium wilfordii, 2427 nucleotides long. RefSeq lists its product as uncharacterized. Gene Ontology annotation, molecular function: protein dimerization activity; DNA binding. Bases 172 to 2211 code for a protein of 679 amino acids. The record is from RefSeq and is a predicted model, not a curated record. Lineage: Eukaryota; Viridiplantae; Streptophyta; Magnoliopsida; Celastrales; Celastraceae. The transcript has 4 exons.